Heterotrigona itama is the source of this 1025-nucleotide messenger RNA. Lineage: Eukaryota; Metazoa; Arthropoda; Insecta; Hymenoptera; Apidae. The record is from the annotation of a GenBank genome assembly.
AUGACGGUGACUCCGUCGACUUCCGAUGUCGCUGACAAGGCAGUCUCGACGGACGAUGGUGGCAGUGGAAUGGAGGUGGCACGUCUCGAAGCCGUCCUCGCUGCUCUGGUGGAAACGAAGGUGGAGGCGAUUAAAGCCUCCUCGGCUUUGAGCAAGCGUUCCGGUAGCGCACCGGCCAGUCCUCGUCGGCUUAGACUGACUUCAACAUCGACUGCCUCCUCUUCGUUGAAUCACCAACACCGUAGGAAGAGUCAUCAUCAUCAUCAUCAUCACCAUCAUCACCAUCACCACCAUCAUCGUCAUCACCGCAAGAGGCAUGAUUCUGCUCCGUGCCACGACUUCAUCGGAGACGCAACGGAACAUCACCAGCACAAUGAUCAUCAUGGUAAAACGAGGCGUAGAGCAUCAGAAAGUCCACGACGUCCAAGGAAGAAACGCAAACACUCGAAAAGCCCGAACAUCCUCCACGGCGUAGUUCAGGACGUUCAGGCGGGUCUUGAAUCACGUUUGGAGCUUUUUGGGUUGGACGGUGAUCAAGAUCUUGCAUUGAUAAACUUUGAAAGGACUCGGGAAACUCUUAGCGAUUCCUGCGAAUACCCGCAGUUGCACCGAAGUGCCUCCUACUUUCCGCAAAGUACAGCUCAAUUAAAGAUCCACUACGAUGACGACGAUUACGUGGCGUUGAACGUGGCGGAUGAGUUGGAAGAAGAGGAGAUCUUAAGCGGUACCGAGAAGAUCGAGGCACCUCGGGCGAAGUAUCAUCGUCCCCGCAGAAAGAGGAAACGGAAGCGACGUAAAGUUAACAAUACCGGUCCUCAAGAAGAGCUCGUCGAUCCCGAAGAACUUCCACCGCGCGCUCGUUGGACGAUCGUCGCGACAGCCUGCCUCCUUCUUACUAUGUCUUUGCUCUUAGUCGGGGUUACGCUCAGAAUGGCGCCAAUCAUCGAUGAUAUGGGUGAGUGACCUACUCAAAUGACUCGGAAUUAAAAUUAGAAACACGAAUUUUCAUUUUACAAAAAAAAGGA